AUGAUGAGUGGCGGUGGUGGUGUUGUCCCGCCAGUGCUACUCGAUGAAGCCCGAGUGCCACGGUUCUAUCGCGAUGCCAUAGCUGCCUGUGGCGCCACACAACAAAAUAUGCUUCCACAUACUGCUUUAGUGUACAAUUUGAUGGUAACGUCGGGUUUACCAAGACCAGUCCUUUCCUACAUAUGGUCAGCGGUGAAUCGAACACUUCCUGGUCAGCUGACUCGUCCGGAAUUCUUUUCCUGUUUGGCACUCAUUGCUUUAGCGCAGAAGGGCGAAUCCUUGGCAGCUUUAUCGACAAUGUCUUCACUUCCCAUUCCAUUUCUCCAGUCUGUGCAAGUGCCUCUAAACCAACCGCUGGCCGCCCCUGUGGUCAAUGUAGCGAAGCCUACAGCUCCUCCACCUAAGGAACAGCGCCAGGGUUCAUCGUUUAUUCCUACUUCCCUGCUGAUGGGGAGACGCAGCCAUGCGAAAAAGAAGGAGGUGGAUUUGAUGGGAGAAGCUCUACCACAAACGACGAAAUCGGCAGGCCAAGACGAAGGAGGAAUGACAUCACCGGUCCUUCCACCCCCUAUACCAGGUCCAUCAAAGUCAGGGCACCAGAGUCAUGUUACUACAAACUCGGUCACAAACGGUUUCAAUGCUAAUUCGAACUCAGCGAUGAAUGAUUUAUGCAGCAUUGAUUGGUCUUCAAUGGCUCCCACGCAAGCCGCCACAGCUUCGCGUGACUUGAACUCUCCAACAACCGGCUCGUCGAGAAGUGAUGAAGAUGGUGAGAGUUUUGCUAUAUUUUGUCGACAGCGAAGCAGUUUCUCGAUGGCCUGCUCGACAGCAUCGGAAAUCAACGGCUGCGCUCAAGUAACCCAUGCGAUCAGUACAGAAUUGCUGGAGUGCUGGGAAAAAGUCAUCGGAAAUAGGAUUCUCCAUACGUUUAGACCUUGUGCGAUCUGCUGCCAGCCGGUGUCUCGAGCAGUCUACUUUGGUGGUCAAACAUAUCACUCGGAAUGCGCCAAUUUGUGGGUGAAUGAUGUGAACUCGCUGCUCCCGAAUAUGCAUUUGGUUUCAUAA
Messenger RNA from Ostertagia ostertagi, 1065 nucleotides. NCBI's taxonomy places the organism in Eukaryota, Metazoa, Nematoda, Chromadorea, Rhabditida, Trichostrongylidae. The record is from the annotation of a GenBank genome assembly.